Molecule: messenger RNA, 5636 nt
Organism: Spirodela intermedia
Lineage: Eukaryota; Viridiplantae; Streptophyta; Magnoliopsida; Alismatales; Araceae
Source: the annotation of a GenBank genome assembly
AUGAGGAGUUUCUCGAGUCACGAGAGGCGAUGGGCAUCAGACACCGUGCCGAGCAGGGGAAUCAGCGCUACGUCGUCGCCGGCAGUCUCUGAGGCUGCCUCGUCAGAGGAGUUCGUUGAGGUGACUCUCGACUUCCAGGACGACGACACCGUCAUCCUCCGAAGUGUCGAACCCGCCGUCGCACCCACAGCCUGCUUCGAUAUAGAAGCGGACACCCCGGACCGCAGAGGUCCCCCCUCAGAGUCGGCCUCUGUGGCGUCCGCUUCGCCGUCGAUCGGGCGCAGCUCGUCCCACGGCCGUCUGCGACAGUUCUCGCAGGAGCUCAAGGCGGAGGCCGUGGCCAAGGCGAAGCAACUGUCCCACGACCUCAAGGCCGAGCUCCGAAAGUUCUCCUGGAGCCAUGGGCACGGAUCGAGGGCCACGGGAUCUUCGCUGGCGGCAAGUGCGGGGAUUGCGUCUGCCGUGCCCCUGGACUCGGCGCUGGCUGCGCGAGCGCUGCGCAAGCAAAUGGCGCAGCAGGACCGGGCGCGGUCGGGGGCUCACAAGGCGCUGGGGGGACUUCGGUUCAUCAGCAGCGGCAAGACCAAGGACGUCGACGCGUGGAACGAGGUUCAGGCCAACUUCGACAGGCUGGCCAAGGACAGCUGCCUCUCCCGCUCUGACUUCGCACAGUGCAUUGGUAAGAGAACCACAGAAAAGCUACACCUCGACGAAGAAGCUAUUAGAAUUGUUUACAGGUUCUCAUGGAUUUCAGGGAUGAAGGAGACGAAGGAAUUUGCAUUGGAGCUGUUCGACGCGCUGAAGCGACGGCGGCACCUGGGGGGCGACAAGAUCACCAAGGAGGAGCUCCACGAGUUCUGGUCGCAGAUCACCGAGCAGAGCUUCGACUCCCGGCUGCAGAUCUUCUUUGACAUGUACGGUAACGGUUCCCCAGACCGAGUGAAUCAAACAGUAGAACCGUUUUCUUACUCCAGUUUGACCCCCCGACUUCACCGUCGAUUCCUCACUGCCCUCAAGUUUCUCACCGCCAGAUUCACCUGCUUCUUCACCUGCAGGGUGGACAAGAACUUGGACGGCCGGAUCACCGAGGAGGAGGUUAAGGAGGUACUUCCUUCCCUCAUUAUAGUGCCAUUAUCCGAUCUAUCGGUGACUUGGCAGAGCCUCGAAGCCUUAUAUCUUACGAUGUCUCCGACUAACAAAAUACCAUAACUUGAUGAGUCCUAAACUAAUCUCCGUCAGAUCCCAGUGCCUUCAGUUCUCCCUGCCCUCCUCUUCUAUUUGAUUCGGUGAGAACCAAACCCAACUACCCCCACCUGCCUUAACCCUCGGCAAUCACUUCUUCAUCUCCGCCUCCCCCCCUCUUUCAUGGGCAGUAGAGGACGACGCUUUGACCGUCGAGUAGGGUUUACCGACGCCGGGUUAAUGGAGAACAUAUGACAAAAUGCCUUAUUGGGCGGCCUAGGUUAGUCUUGACAGGAACCUUUUCCUUCCCCAGCUUUAGAAUUGCGUCCGCAUGACGCCGUGGGGCUCGAUUCUCUCCAGCUAAGGGAGGUAGGUGAGGGGUAUUCUAGGAAACCCAUUGUGAAUAUCUCCCUCGUGGCCGUCAUGCUUUCAUGCAAUUGUUACCGCGUCAACGUCGUUUGAUCGACCAGCUAACGCCAGAUCUUUAGUACGAUUUUUCCUAUUCUUCACCUUUCUCUCUUCUUCAGAUCAUUAUGCUGAGUGCGUCCGCCAACAAGUUGUCGAGGCUGAAUGAACAAGCUGAGGAAUAUGCGGCUCUGAUAAUGGAGGAGCUCGACCCCGAGGGGCUAGGCUACAUCGAGGUGGGGACUUUCGUAACUUAAUUCUUCAUAAGUAUAAUAGACGACUGUGCAAAGAAGAUCGUUGAUAACUGGUGCAGUCCACGCGCUUUUGCUUGUCAACUGGAUCCGAUUUAUUCCGGGUUUAUUAGGCCCUGUCUGAACGUACCUCAUGUCUCCCAGCUUUAAGUUUUCUUGCAUACGACCCCUGUCCAAUUAAAUAAAGAGCGUGUACCACCAUAGGAACGUUGAAUACUCGUCGGCUUUCAACUGGAUUCGUCAGCAGAUAGCGUUUACACUCUAUUAUUAUGAGAAUUAUAAUAAUCAAAUAUACGGGAAAUGCGUGACGGUUCAGAAAUUUUCUGUGGCUCAAUGAACCAGGUAGAAAGCGUCGAAAGAAAUUAAAAAACCUUUAGUGGGUGGAGAGUUAGCGUUCAAAAGAUGGUGGGUAUUCCACCGAUGCAUCCCUUCCCCGAAUAAUUGGGUGAUCUGAUCCCUUUCAUAUGUUGGUUCUGGUUCUCGAAAGCUAUCUGGUUCAUACAUAAGGAGACGUUUUAGGCCCGGGUCCUUGUUCCGUUUGUUGUACCCGGGGUUGUCAUCGAAUAUAUUAAGAAGAUGAUACUGAUAGAUAUUCAGCGCGUAGAGAGAGAGAGAGUAAUGGAGAGAGCUGGGUGCGGGUGGCCGCUGAACAAUCUUCUGUUGUGGUGCAGUUGUGGCAGCUGGAAACGCUACUGCUCCAGAAGGACACUUAUUUCAAUUACAGCCAGGCUCUAAGCUACACGAGCCAGGCGCUGAGCCAGAACCUACAGGGUCUGAGGAAGAAAGGGCGUAUCCGGAAGCUGAGUACCAGGGUGGUCUACUACCUCGAGGAUAACUGGAAGCGGCUGUGGGUUCUGGGUCUAUGGAUUGGCAUCAUGGCGGGGCUGUUCCUAUGGAAGUUCUUCCAGUACAGGGACAAGUACGCCUUCAAGGUGAUGGGCUACUGCCUGACCACCGCCAAGGGAGCCGCGGAGACCCUCAAGUUCAACAUGGCCCUCAUCCUCCUCCCCGUCUGCCGGAACCUCAUCACUUGGCUCCGCAACACCAAGCUUGGCCAGUUCAUGCCCUUUGAUGACAAUAUCAACUUUCACAAGGUAAUAUCAACACCAUAAUGCUUUACCACUGUCUCGUGUUUCAAGGCGGAACUGAAGUGUCUGAUUUAGACAUGCAAGCUCAAUGUGUUCAUUUUACUCACUAUCGACCGAAUUCGGGUUGAAUAACCAGAAAGCGUACAUCCCUACUAUACACAUUGCCUGCAUGUAUCAUUUAAUCCGCACAAGGCAGAAUUUUCCAAAUGUUGAUCUUCACUUAAAUAUACUAUACAAGAAUUAUUCCAUGUCUAAUUUAUAAGUAAUUUAGGUGAUCGAUAUGCGUAAUUAAAAAUUUCAUUGCUGAUUAACUUUGAGUUGUACAACCUAAUUUGCUAAUAGUGUCAGAUUGUCUCAUGGUGGAGUUUCAAUGGGCUGCAUACCUUUGAUUUUCACUAGUAUGGUCGUUUAACUGGGUACGUUCCCCCACUGCAGACGGUUGCGGCUGCCAUUGUCGUCGGCAUCAUCCUCCACGCGGGGAAUCACCUUGCCUGUGAUUUCCCACGGCUGAUGGAUGCCUCUGAUGUGGAGUACGCUCCGAUGAAGCAUGAUUUCGGAGAGAUCAAACCGACCUACGCGGAGCUGGUCAGGGGCUGGGAGGGCGUUACCGGAGUACUGAUGGUGAUACUAAUGAUAAUAGCCUUCACGCUGGCCACCCGCUGGUUCCGGUGCAACGUGGUGAAGCUCCCGAGGCCCUUUGACCGCAUCACUGGAUUCAACGCCUUCUGGUACUCUCAUCACCUCUUUGUGUUAGUCUACAUCCUGCUCAUCAUCCACGGCUUGAUGCUCUACCUCGUUCACGAAUGGUAUCGCAGAACGGUGAGAGACCGUCCUCUCCGGCUUGCCCGGCUUCCAUCAUCGUCUUCGGCAUCCUCCUUUCAUCGUAGCUAAGCCCAUCUCUGUUUCCAUCUCAGACAUGGAUGUACCUUUCCGUACCCUUGCUUCUGUACGCCGGGGAAAGGAUCUUGAGAGCCCUCAGAUCAGGUUACUACUCCGUCCGCGUCCUGAAGGUAAGUCCUUCGGGGAAGACCUACCAGUUCAGGACAGGAAUGCCAGGCAGAUUUCUCUUCAACUGACUACAUCCGUACACACGCUCAGGUGACGAUAUAUCCCGGGAACGUUCUGUCCCUCCAUGUGUCAAAGCCUCCGGCCUUUCGCUAUAAGAGCGGACAGUACAUGUUCGUUCAGUGCCCUGCGGUUUCUCCAUUUGAAUGGUCAGUUCAGAAGAUGUUUCUUUAUCCUCACCUUCUAUCCCCCACGCCUGCGCUGCUGCUCCUCUGUUCUUUCUCCUGAUUUUUCCCGCCUGUUCCCGUUUUCCAGGCACCCAUUUUCAAUCACAUCGGCUCCUGGAGAUGAUUACCUUAGUGUCCACAUUAGACAGCUAGGGGACUGGACGCAGGAGCUGAAGCGCGUCUUCUCGGAAGCCUGUCAUGCUCCCGUAGCCGGAAAGAGCGGGCUGCUGAGGGCGGAUGAGACCACCAACAGGUAUAUUUUCUUUUCUUCGUGGACGAUGGAGAGGAGUUUGACCUCAGAGUCUUCCAGUCUUUUUGAUGGUUGAUAUCUCGUAUGUCUCGCGAAUAGACGCAGUUUGCCCAAGCUUCUGAUCGACGGGCCAUACGGAGCGCCGGCUCAGGACUACAGGAAAUACGACGUUCUGCUCCUCGCCGGUCUCGGAAUCGGGGCAACUCCCUUCAUCAGCAUACUGAAGGAUCUGCUCAACAACAUUGUGAAGAUGGAAGAGCAAGCCGUGAGUAGAUCUUCUCGACAAUGGGAGGCCAUUCCCCUAUUCAAUACUCCCAUCCAUCAUCCUCAUUGGACAAGAGGAUUUUCGAGAAAAUAAAUCGCACCCCUGUUUCAGGACUCCAACCCAGACUUCUCCCUGGGCACGGACGUGAGCUCUGGAUCAUCUGGCUCACCGACUGACAGCAGCGUGCACCCAAAACGGAAGAAGAUAUUGAAGACGACGAACGCGUACUUCUACUGGGUGACCCGAGAGCAGAGCUCCUUCGACUGGUUCAAAGGAGUCAUGAACGAGGUCGCGGAGCUCGACCAGAGGGUAAAAAGAUCGCCCUUUUAAUCUCAUGCUCAAUUCGUUCUACGGCAAGAUGAUUCAUGACUGACCAGCUUUCCUAUGAAUUUAUUGGGUCUGCAGGGUGUAAUAGAGAUGCACAACUACCUGACGAGUGUGUACGAAGAGGGAGAUGCUCGGUCAGCCCUCAUCACCAUGGUCCAGGCCCUCAACCACGCUAAGAACGGUGUCGAUGUCGUCUCCGGAACUAGGGUUCGUAAGCAAUUGUCAUCCCUUGGGGGAGCCCUCGACUAAGAGAGAGGCCUCCCUCGACCCCCACAACAGAUCCUUCACCUUCUUCCACAAGCCCGUUCUAAAUCUCCUGCUUUCUGCGAACUGCAGGUCCGGACUCAUUUCGCCAGACCCAACUGGAGGAAGGUCUUCUCGCGGGCAUGCUCUAAACACCCGAACGCUAAGAUCGGUAAGCGAGCACGUUGAGCUCCGAUUAUCGGAGAAAUCUAACAUCGGAAGAGAAAUAAAUAUUCAGCUACUCGGCGUCUUAAUCUCUCGUUUCCUUCUGACGCGCCUGCAGGGGUUUUCUACUGCGGCGCUCCGGUGUUGGCCAAGGAGCUGAGUAAGCUGUGCCAGGAUUUCAACCAGAAGGGCUCCACCAAGUUCGAGUUCCACAAGGAGCAUUUCUGA